Saitoella complicata NRRL Y-17804 is the source of this 1430-nucleotide messenger RNA. RefSeq lists its product as uncharacterized. Lineage: Eukaryota; Fungi; Ascomycota; Saitoellomycetes; Saitoellales; Saitoellaceae. The record is from RefSeq and is a predicted model, not a curated record. The transcript has a single exon. Gene Ontology annotation, molecular function: N6-methyladenosine-containing RNA reader activity; mRNA binding. Bases 23 to 1261 code for a protein of 412 amino acids. Gene Ontology annotation, biological process: regulation of alternative mRNA splicing, via spliceosome; mRNA splicing, via spliceosome. Gene Ontology annotation, cellular component: nucleoplasm.
GGGUUUAGAGAGUAUCUUUGUAAUGCGGAAAAGCAAAUGUGCCUUUAUCAAUUACAAGACUGAGGCCACGUGCUUGGAGGCAUUACAGAAGUACAAUGGACGGGAGUUUGCAGGCGUCAAGUUACUUUGUCGACUGCGAAAGGCACCUGAACCACAGACUCCAUCCUCUGCAGCUCAACCUCAGAGUCCGGAAUCUGCGGCGGAAGCGCGAGAGCGCAGCGCCAUGGAACACGAAAAGGCUACGGCAAAAAACAGAUACUUCAUUAUCAAAAGUUUGUCAAAGGAAAAUUUGGAUCUGUCUCUGCAGAACGGCGUGUGGGCUACUCAAGCUCAUAACGAAAUUGUCUUGGAUCAAGCUUAUCGAUCCGCCGAAAACGUUUAUCUCAUUUUCAGUGCGAACAAAACCGGUGAAUACUAUGGAUACGCUCGGAUGGCAUCCCCUGUCUUCCGUUCUCACUCCGGAUCACAAAGUCCGGAAGCGGUGUCUCCAGACAUUGAGUGGAAACCUGCACAUGGAAAGCAAAGUUCGGAUGCAACUGCGGUCACUGCGGGGCCAACUGUCGUGGCUACGCCAAAGACAGAUCAUGUGCGGAGUGGUCGGAUAGUGACCGAUGAGUAUCGGAAUACUACAUUCUGGGAAGCAGACACUGAUAGCGACGCGGAAAGUGUCGCAGCUAGGAGUCCGGAUGAAGUACGCCAACCUGACUACAUCGGUGGUCCUGAGGUUGGAGAUGAGCAUUCCUGGGGUGUGAGUUUCCGAGUCGAGUGGAUCGUGACGGGGCAUCCUCUUCCAUUCUACAAGAUCCGGCACUUGCGAAACCCAUGGAAUGCUAAUCGGGAGGUGAAGGUUGGGAGGGAUGGUACGGAGUUGAAGCCGAGUGUUGGCGAGAGACUCUGUGCUGAAAUCCGUAGAAAUGCCGAGCAGGCUCGGGAAGGUGCGCAGACCCACACAAGGCUGCCGCCGCGUGGUGAAUACGGCGCUGGUGCUGUUACGACACAAGGCCCAACGCGCUGGGCACGACCGGAGAUUGCUCGUGCAGCUCAACGUAAACAGGUUCCCCUAUCCACACCAGCAGGUCCUCAAGCCUUCACAUUGAACGAACCACCACAACGACGAUUUACUGGGAGACCUUAUGCGAUCUCUAACCUACAUCAACAACAAUAUUCUUUAGGCCGACAACCUCUGCCUGGUCUACCCAGUCGACUUGACCCUAGUCAAGGUGGACCUUCACGAGAUGACGUCCAUUCACCGCCAUCGUGAACAGUUGCUGGACAACAUUCAUAUACGAAAAUGUUUUCUUCAGCACUCAGCAUUCUUUUUGGGGCAUCUCGUUGCUCCGUAUACGACUGAGCAGCAUCUUAUACCAUCACUUGCCGACAUGCUGUUCAGUUCUUGCAUUCGUUGGAGCCGAGGGGCAUAACAUACACGG